Molecule: messenger RNA, 1200 nt
Organism: Ambispora leptoticha
Lineage: Eukaryota; Fungi; Glomeromycota; Glomeromycetes; Archaeosporales; Ambisporaceae
Source: the annotation of a GenBank genome assembly
AUGCUGUUUAUGUUUAGAACAGGGCGAACGAUGUUUAAGGAGACGACUUCAUUCCAUUAUAUACGAGUUGUCAUCGCGACAUUAGUACUGCUAACAUACUCCCUUUAUCUGAGUUUUUUGUUAUAUCAAAUCUGGACCGACAUCCCCGUAAUACAACCUGCUCAUGAAUUCUUAUCAACAAUUGACGUUCCAGAUAUUGAAAUAUGUGGAUGGAACAGUGACAUUGAAAUUGUUCGAUGUGACUUUACAUGGCAAAAUUGGUCAGCGACACAAUAUGAAAAUUGCCAAACGCCGGAUGGAUUUCAGUAUAUUUAUGCUGGACCUCGCCCAGAUCCAACUGUUUUUUGUUACUUGUUCACGGCAAAUUAUACCACGUCGUUUGGAAUGGGAGUUCCGGAUACACUUAGAACUAUUGAUUUUUAUUAUAAAAUUCUGAAUCUUACAUCAGCGAUUAAGGCAUCUGUUUCUGUGGCUACUAUAGCUAUGCAAUUGUUCUCGCCUGAUUUCAAUCCGCUUUGGAAUAAGUCGAUACCAACGACAACAAUGGAUAAAUUUAUUGAUGCCGAUUUCAAAUUGCAAGGCAAUAACUUUGCUGGAAUUCAAAAUUAUUCGACAUCGGUGAAAUAUCGUAAAUUGACGUACCGAACAAUUCCCGAUCACGAUUUUAGAGACAUUCUUGGGCUCACACCUAAUUAUCACAACACUUCAGUCUUUAUUGCUUCAACGACGUAUUUUCCACUACAUGGAAAUAACUCAAAUUUCACGGCGAGCACGGAUACUGGACAUUUUGGGGUGUCGGUAGGAAGUUUUGUGCAUGAGUUGAAAAGUGAGAAAAGAUCACACACCGUUCUUGGUUCUUUGGGUGUCGCUGGCGGCGGUUUUGGGGUGAUAUGUGGAAUCUACAUACUUUUAUUUGGUGAACCUAAAUAUAAACCUUGGGGACUAAUGCACCGAAUGUUGAACUCAGAAAUUCCACAAAUAGGUGGUGAUCCUGACAAUAUUCCACUAGUUUCACCUGUAUAUAGUAAAAAUAUAUCUCGUCUAACACAUGAAGAACGUACAGCGCGUCUCGAAGACCGAAUAUACGAAUUAGAAUCGUUACUCACAGACUAUUUUAUAGACGCGAGUCCGCUACGAAAGAUCUCGGAAAAACGAGUAAAGAAAAAAGAUACGAGUGAUUAUGAGGGUCUUACUGUUUAG